AUGGGGUCGACGGGUGCGGGGAGCAGCGGCGGCGGCCACGAGUGCUCCUUCAAGAUCCUCCUCAUCGGGGACUCGGGCGUCGGCAAGAGCAGCCUCCUCGUCAGCUUCGUCGCCACCUCCCACCUCGACGGCGACAUCGCCCCCACCAUCGGUGUGGAUUUUAAAAUCAAGUUCCUUACAGUUGGUGGAAAGAAACUAAAGUUGACAAUAUGGGAUACUGCUGGCCAGGAGAGGUUUAGGACAAUUACUAGUUCUUACUACAGAGGUGCUCAGGGAAUUAUUCUAGUAUAUGAUGUCACAAAGAGAGAGAGUUUCUCAAAUUUGUCUGAUGUUUGGACUAAGGAAAUAGAAGCAAACUCAACAAACAAAGACUGCAUAAAAAUGCUUGUUGGAAACAAAGUUGACAAGGACGAUGAAAGGAUGGUCACAAAAGAAGAAGGUAUUGCUUUUGCUGAAGAAUCUGGAUGUCUGUUUCUUGAGAGCAGUGCAAAAACACGAGAAAAUGUUGAGAAAUGUUUUGAAGAACUUGCAUUGAAGAUUCUCGAGGUCCCUAGUCUCCUGGAGGAAGGGUCUUCUUCGGUUGUCAAGAGGAACAUCCUGAAACAGAAGCAGGAGAGUCAUGCAAAGAACGGUAGUGGAUGCUGUUAA
Messenger RNA from Miscanthus lutarioriparius, 648 nucleotides. The record is from the annotation of a GenBank genome assembly. Lineage: Eukaryota; Viridiplantae; Streptophyta; Magnoliopsida; Poales; Poaceae.